Spirometra erinaceieuropaei is the source of this 13737-nucleotide messenger RNA. NCBI's taxonomy places the organism in Eukaryota, Metazoa, Platyhelminthes, Cestoda, Diphyllobothriidea, Diphyllobothriidae. The record is from the annotation of a GenBank genome assembly.
AUGUCCGAUCGAAGUGCGUCCCUUUGUAGAUCAUUUUUCUCAUGAUUUCCAAAUUUAUUUCCAGGCAUAUUCAAAGUUUAUUCUUCCUUGAAUCUCCUUCUGAAACGUACGGAAAAGGUCUCUGAUAAUAACACAUAUGCGCUACUAGGGCUUAAUUUUGAUGCAAAUCUAUGGUUAGUUAUUUGAUCAGCGAAGACGGUACAACCUGCUCUUAUGACACUUUUGUCGACGUUGAAGUACCUGGUACUCCACUCGGAAAGUUCCCUUGCCAGACCGUGCGGCACCUUCGUAACUUAUCGGCAAAUUCGGCCACCCUCAACGCACCACUGAAGCCACUCGUGAGAACGGACUGAUGCGUCUACUAAACUCUGACAAGAGUUUGUUAACCACAACAUUAUUCAUGAAUUUGCAGGAAAGCGUCAAUAGGAGCUAUCAAUUUACGAGUGCAAUGCGACCGUGGGGUAUAUCGACUCGAUUUCGACGUGUUCAGGUAGAGGUUAUUGUUCGAUUGCGAAAUGUCGAGAUCGGGAAGACGACACAAAAUGUUCUAAUGCAAGAAGCGGUUACUUAACUUACAAUGCGAAUACUUUGGUGUACCCUGUGGCGACUGGCUGCUGCUCCAUCUAACAAUUCAAGUGCGCAUACCUGCGCACGUAACUGCUUGUGGUUCUUUAACUAAUCAUAGCUGUCUACCCCAAGUAGUAUUUAGAUUCUGAUUAAUUACACGUGGAGACGAUGUCUUGUCGUAAACUUGUGACAAUUCCGGGAAAUCUACAAAAUAGUGCAACUUUCAUAUUGUCUUCCCAUCUCAACGGGAAUUUUUACUGUGGGCUAUGUAUCCAUGGCGUCGUUAAUGACGUCACAUGACGUAGUUCCUUCAGCCCAUCGUCAUAGCUGGCGUGCUGCCUCUGUUAGGAGUGGCGGUCCUCUCCUUCAAGACUGACUAAAGCCAUUGCUUCAUCAACAGUCGGACUGGAUAACUGGGACUGAAGCACCUGAACAGGAGUUUUCAUUCUGCUACUGCGACCACUUUCUCCCGUCGCUGCCUACAGACCCUUAGCAGGCGUUGCGGUUUUAAAGCUUGCCAGCACUCCCCAACUUUGGAAUAGAGUGCGGCUUCGGCCGUGCCAGCCUCCAAAUCUCUGUUGUGUUGGUUGAAAUCCUGGUUAUUGCUGUGUGGACCAGGGGGUGUGGUGGAACGCCAAGGUGAGGAUCCGUCCGAGCCAUCCACCUGCGGCCUCCCUCGUCUCCGGUCUUCUUGACUCUGUCUUGACACCGGGUCCAGGCGGGGGAGGAGGAGAGAGUGUAGGUAGAUGCUACGCAAGUCUACCGGCACUAUAAACCCCUGCGUAAGUCACCGUCCCUGCUCCCAUUGCUGCUGCAACUGUGGGGCACACGGUGGACAUCAUCGAAACCGAUGGUCGAACUGUCAGUCAUCAAACCCGUUUAAUUUUUAUGCAUAAGGUGGCUAGGUCUGCGUCCACCGGGAAGAAUGCGUACAUAGACGAGGGUAAGGGCGCACAGCCGAUUAUGUCGCCGAUGUCAGCUUCCAACACCUUCGAGAGAACUCUCCAAGGAUGAUGAAAUAGUCAGAUGUGCUAGUCAAAUCUGAGUAUACAUCCAUCGGGAUCAAUAAAUAUGUUCUAACGCUCUUUUAUACUUCUUUCAACUUAGAAGCCUGAACUCAGUACGUGCUCACCCCGCUCAUCAACAUUGUUUGUAGGUGAUGACCACCGCUAUGCCUACGAGAAAGCUUGGGUUUAUGCGGCUCUUUUAUUUCAGUUCUUUCAACCUCGGUCUUGUUCAAGCGCCUAAAUAUAUUCGUCGGAAUGUGGGAUGCCUUGUGUUGUGAAUUUCCCUGUUUGCUCACACGACUUUCGAAUGGAAGCGAAGUAAACGAGUCAAGGAGGCCGUGGCUUUGUACAUCAUCGAAGAUGUGCAUAGAGAAUAUUGGUAUAAUAAAGCAGGGGUUCCUGCCCACAUAUAAAUUCACUUUUACGCUUAAGAGGGUUCCCUAGCUACCUGUAUUAAUUUAUAUUGAUGAUGAACAACGGAGGUCAGUCAAACAACUGCAUGAGUGCAGGUGAAUAAUAAAUAUCAGCAUAGUAAUACCCCUACAGGAGCAACAAAGCUGAGCUAAAGUAGAAACCUCCCAUACUUUGUGCCGCUUUAUAAAUCGAGCUCGCUUCAACAUCUGCCUCAAAUAGAAAAAUCGGCUGGCAAGUAGAGGUUAAUGAGGUUGACUGCUCGUUUAUGACUUCCACUGCGGAGAGACAAAUUAAACGCGUUUUUUCCGACCUCCUGCUUCCGAAUGUCGAUGAAGCAAAGUAGAUUUGGUGAGUGGUGGAAAGUCGUAGACGAGACCCAGAUUGCGGGCUGGUGAUGGGGGACUUCCUGCUCUAUGUUCACUACUCUCUGAACCAAAAUUUUUUCCUUCUACUCCCUUUCGCCGUCCUCCAUGUUGGCUAGAUACUAUACGUCUUGUGCAGAUAAAAAACUGCAGUAAUACGACGGUAAUUGCCACGACGAGGAACAACAUUCUUAUUUCAAUUUUGUAGUGAAUAGUUGGUGAUCUCGAUAAACCUCUGACGGCUUAGGAUUACGCGUAAUUAUGGGCCCGCGUCUUCCAGUUCAUUUGGACGGUGCGGUACUGGAGCACUAACAAGUGUCCGAUGCGUCUGCCUUUGAUUUUGUGCCAUCCUUGUCGUAGUUCAAAAAGUCUGGUCAUCGCACCAGUUGCAUUUUUUUAGUCCAUUACUUUUUCGAGAAUCCUCAUCGCGAUACCUGUAACCUAGUGAAGUGUGGAUUCCUAGUCUUCUGCAAGCGCCCUAACCUGUACACUUUUAGACAUUCUGUUGUUGUAAACUGGGUUAUCCCAUUCCAUACGUAGCAAACAUCAGGGAAAGCGGAAAAAAGCACUACUCCAUUUCAUAUUUGAGAACACACCAAAACCAAAUUGGAAUAAGGAUGAGGUCUUCGCAUUGGAAAGCUGUAUAGACAAUUUCCAAGCUAUGGGCCAAAUCGCCUAAAACUUUAUCGGCCAAGUUGGUGCGAGGAGUUCAACAACAAAGCGGAUAAUAAGCCAACCUUACGGACCAGCGGAGAUGUCCCGUUUCGGUCUCAUCUCGGGUGUCACCUCCAGUGAUCGUUUUUCGUUAGUUUAUCUUGUACACCUAAGGAACAUGACAAUUCUUAUCAGAGUCCCAUACCACGAAACCUCGCUCUUAACCUACUACGUGUCUUUUCGCUCUUAAUUUGCCUCGAGAAUGCCGUUAAUUCUGCGCAAGCAGAGUAAGUCCUGUUCGCGUGCUAAAUUGAAGCGCAUAUCUUUGAUAAGCUGGGUCUUGUAACAAAUUACUACUAAGGGCUUUGUCAUCAACUGGCUUGCAGAACCUGUAGUAACUUCCCACUACAAAGACAGAAUCAUAUAAUUUCUUCAAAAUGAGACACAAUCUCAUCCAGAGUUCUUUUAUAAAAUGCUAGUAGACUUAAAGUCCAUCUAAUCCUACGUGCAGUACUCUCCCCUCACCAUAAGCAUUAAUCACCAGAGUGCUCAUGGUACCAAUUUUAGCCGUUUAACCUAACUGUGUCCACACUCAACACCUUUGUCGAAAACGAACAUCCCAACAGUUUCUCCACUCUUCAGCUCUUUGAUCUAUUCUUUGUGUCCUAGUCCUUUACGCUAUCUUAUAUUGAUUUUUUUGGUCGAAGGCCUUGUAUUAAUUAUCAUUAUAAAAUCCAAGCUUCUAUUUUCAAGUUAUUUUCCAUCCUAAAAUUGCUUUUAUGAAGGUCAUCACUUCCAUGUCAAGGUUGGGAAAAGUUUUGUUUGGUUAGCUGUUAUUUCUGAUCGCAAUUUCACCCUAAAUAUUUUUGUGCAGGUAGACAAAGACUGACCCCACAAGAGGAGGCCGUCCUUCAAGCAUUCAAUAACUUAAAUGUAUGUAUUUAUUCUGCCACUUUUGAUCAGACUUUAUUUCCCACAACAUCGUACUUACUGCAACUAGCCUUCUCUAUGCUUCAUCUUUUUGACUGAGACUAGACGUGAUUCGUCACUUUAGUUGCCUUAUCGCGUUCAGUCAUCCUUAACCAUUUUUGCUUCAUAUUCCCCUUGGUUUUACAAGGAUAUCUAUAUCGGCUUGGACCAAACUUACUGUGAGGACUAUGGAAGCGUUAGUUCGGUCUCAAUAAUGUCCAAUUUAUUCCUAUAACGAAAUUGACUAUUUAUACAAUACGCAAAUCAAGUUAUAUUAGCGUAUUUUCGGGCUCGGGUUAGGUCGUGAAUGCUCUGACAACAUAUUCACUCUACGCCUAAAACUGUAGAACCUUCUCUCUUAUUAGCAUCUUGUAAUCGUUCUUGUAUCUAAGUACACCAUUCCAUUGUUUAAAAUUUACUCUAUUUUCUUCCUCAGACAAGUCCGCCAAGGCUCAGUGGUCACCAUCUUUGUUAAGAUUCGCCAUAAUCGCAAUAGAGGUUCACAGCAUUUUUCAUACUCUAAGGUAGUCUGCGAGAAACUCAUCAACGGUGCCGCCCUACAUUUCUCGGAUUCUGUCUAAGCACACGCGUUUUUAAUUGACAAAAAGCCUUCUGUUCGUACCUGCCGGACUUUCUUAACUCCUCCAGGGUGCACGCUCCUACUUGGGUUUAUUUGGCCGACUCCUCCUAUAGCCGUUACCCGUUUCUGUCAAGUUUUGGGGAAUAAUGAAAAUCCAGACUCAAAUUCGUCUGUGUCUAAACCAAUCUUAGUCUAAAAUGCAUUUUAUUUGACUGAAUAUUCACUCUUAAACCUCUUAUUUAGGCAAGUAUUACUGCUCAGUAAGGGACCCUACCACUUUUGAGGGAUCUGAUAAUUUAGAUGACAAAUUCAACCAUCCGGAGUUGUAACUGCCAGAUCCGAAUUUAUUAAUAGUGUCCCCAACCUUUACAUUUGGCGAGGGCUGGACCUGCUCACAUUUUUCAAAGCUCCAUUCUUCUUCUUAGUGCCCACUUGUUUUUGGGUCAGUAGUUGUGUUUAACGGAUUCGACUGUCACCUGCUUCCUCAAUAUGGUCGAGCAAGUCUUUUGUGCCUCGCUCACAACUAUGGGUGGUUUAAAGCGCGUAAUUAUUGUGUGGCUUCGUCUUUUAAAGUGGUCAAUUUGCCUCUGAGCGAUAGCAGUGCUUUGACGAAAUUUUAUUGGCCUUACGGGCAACAAACCAUCGCAUCUUCUGUAUCAAGUUCUCCCACCAUUCUUUGCACAUCAAAGGAGUAACGUAGUGCUCUGUAUGAUUUACCACUUCCGGUUCUUCUAUCACAUCGUCUAACAUCGUUUCGCCCGAAUCCAGUCUUUCACAGACCCCUACCUCCAUAGAAAGAGGCAACCUCUGUGAGCCAUGGCCAUUACCUCCGUAUAAAAGCUACUUUGUCCGAAAACCCCACUUCAGUUAACCUUCCGUAUUAAAAGGACUUCGCAAUGACAUUUCCGGGCUCCGGACCUUUUUUUACACGCGACUAAAAGAUAUCCCACACUAGGAAAACACCCUUUGGGUCUGGCAUCAUGCCCCUGCAUUUAGGUAUGCCUUUGUGAGGCUCAACAAGGUUAGCCAUUGGUGAGAGAAGAGCAGAUGAGGCUGCGUAGUUCUUACUAAGGGCAUGACCUAAUUAGUUAAUGGGGAUAGUAGGCACCCUGCUGGGGUGAUAGGUGGGUGGUGACUAAUCAGCUGCCAUGGCGCAGCACUUGACAAGUGACCCUUCACACCAGUCAAUGGGGCAUCCGAGGUUGGUCUUUGCCCCGGAAAUUACGCGGACUGGACACUCAUUCUUCUCAUAAAGCGGCUGCCGACACAUGUAAACCGCCUCAAUCAUGCGUUGACGUCGCUUUAAUGAGGCUUUUCGUACCCUCCGCACCACUAUAAAAGCGGUAGCUUCCGCCAGGUCAGGGGACACCUGUCAGGACAAAUGCCCGCCGUCUACAAUAAAUUAAAACGUGUUUUGGCCUCCUCGCGGGCAGGAUUUAUGAGUUAUUUGAAGAUGUCUUCUCCGGCGGAAGCGUGGCUGCAUCCGAUAACUUAGCUUCGCUCCCAGCAAUCUUGACCAUCUUCUUCGAUGUAGUCUCUAUUUAUCUUCAUUGUGCUUUAACACAUUUAAAUUGUAGUUGGGCUAAUUAAAAGAACCUUUUACAGAUUCCCUUCCUGCUGUACUCGGACACCCCACCAAACUUUUCAGGCCUCUUUUAGCCAGCUGUCCAUUUCGCUCGUCAUUUUCCCCUAUUUACUGUCCCUUAGCGAUGCGAGGAUCGUCCAGCAGUUAUCAGCCGUUCAUUUAUGAACUUUCUUAAACCUCAACAGGUAUUGAAUAAAGUAUUUUAACCCACUUUCCUUUCUUAAUACUGCGGUCAAACAUUUGAUAAAAGCUCCUCAGGCACGAUUCAGUAACGGAGGACUUUCUUUACUUCUUACCCAGCACCUAACAGUCGACUUUUUAAGGUUAGUUCAGUGAGUCGAAUUGGCAAUCGUUCGCAGCAGGAGUGCUCUAAGAUCAUAAUUUAGCUUCCACGUGAGACUGGGCAAAUGCCUGUUUUCACUGCACGCAUACCCACCUCUAAUCAGGACCUAGUCUUACUACUGGCACACAAAUGUACCAGGAGAGCAGGGUCGGUUUUGCGCAAACGUACAACCUAACCCUCACCUAAGUCAUCACUUCCCUGAAGUUAUCGUCUCAGAAAGACGGACUCGGUCAAUUCCUCGGUCUCUCACUGCGACUUGGCCCGUUUGCUGUCAAGUUACCAUUUGAAAACUAAUGAACGACAAUUUUCUAGUUAGUUGCCAAGUUUCACUUUCUCCAUUUCAAACUCUGAUGUUAAUCUUGCAGCUCAUAGUGCUCAGUCUUCUCUUGGUUACUCUUCAGUUACGUCUGAAGUUCACUGCUAAUUUUCGCUCUCCUUUGCAGGCAAGACUCCAGGGUCAUAUGGCUGAACGGAAAGGUAAGAAUUGUACGAUUGUUUUUCGUUUUCUUUUAAUUUUAACAAUUUAUGAGACCUUACUACACUGGCGCAGGAUAUUUAAACACGCGGGUCCCUCUUCUACCCUAUUUUUUUAAUAGCACUUAUUUUCGCAGAUGUAGGGGAAGUGGUAAGGUUCCUCUACGUAGUGCCGACGUUGGUACCACGGUGGAUGUUAGUGUGUCUAAUAAACUUAAUGCAAGAUGACUUUAGGGCCAUGCUAGAGGGGUUACGUGUUGAACCAUGUUAUUUUAGUAUUACAUAUUUACUGCUUCUGAUUUCGUAUAUCCGGCGUGUUUCGAAGGCUGCUGCACCGUGUUUUACAUCCAGGUCGCUACACCGGCCAGUCCUCAGCAGGGGUACUCCGCAUUCUUUAUUUAUUUCGGGACAUCUGGAUGAGAUCUCAAAUGUUCCCAUGUCGCCCUGCCUUCGUCCACUCUGUCGAUGAGUGCUUGCUACAAGGUCUCCGCUUUUAAACUAUCACAGUGCACUAAAAGCCAUGCCUUGGAAGUCUGCCAGCUCACAAGAUAACCCAGUACUCUCAGAACGGAGAGUCAGACUGCAAUGGCUCCUUAGUGUGGCCCCUAUGGCAUUCAUACUCAGCUUGGAUCCGAGCCCCCCUUGUUUCUCUAUCUGAUAUUUUGUGCGCGGAUCAGGCGCGUGUGACCCGCGCAGAUGGACUGUUUAGCCCGCCUCUAAUCUUUUUGCCUCCUUGACAUCGGGUUCAGGUGACUAAGGGAGGAGAGAGUGCGCUAGAUACAUCUUGUCAUCACGUUCCCUGGAACAGAAAGUUGGUUCGUCCACAGUUUAAGGGCUGCCCUACUUGCAGGUUACCGCUUGAAUUGAGUUGAUGUCUAUGGCUUUUCUAUUUAGAGUUUGCUGAAUUAUCCUAAUCCUACUUUGGAGGGAGUGUAGCUACCUAGGUCAACGUUGACAUUGACUUAAGAGAGUUUAUUGAUGCCUAUCUCACAUUCUGGGGAUGAUGGUUAUGGAUUUGCCUGAAAUACUCGACCCAAUACUCCAUACUUUGCAGUUUUAGAGACUUUGCUGCCCCCGUGUUGCGUGGAGCGGGGGCACAGUUUUGGCUGUUAUAAAAAGCCUCGAUGUCGGCAAAAAGUUCUUUAUCUCCCCGCGGUAAACAUACCUCUGAACUUCCUUUUCUAACCGAGCCAACCAGUUGGCCUGCUUCUCUAACACCUGCCGCUUUUGGUACUUGUCUGCAUCGGGAGAAUUCGGUUCUUUUUGCAGCCGUGCUGCUGUCCCAGUAUGUUGAGUACGGCUUCUGUGUCAGCGAGAGACGGCAGCAUUUCUGUAUCAAUGGCAUUGAGCCAACCCUGGUGUCGUCUACUUAUUGGUCAAAGGACCCGCUUGACAGUGAUGUUGGCGGCUCUCUGUGGUUACCCCACUUUUCUUGCUACCCGCAUCCUCCAGAACUUGCAUUUGUUCCGGUUUGGUGUUCAUAUUGCUGGCUAACUUUGUUCUGCGUUCAGUUGGGUCCAAUAUUGCGGUAUUGGCUUUCCUUUGUGCUCCUAUAGCCAGAACCCGUCUCCGCGGUGAGAUUUGCAGCUUCGUCAUCGAAGUGAGUAGGCAAUAGUCUGUCCAACACUGCGCACAUUGCCUCUAUCGCCGGUCGAUCUGGGUGAUCUUGCCUCCGGAUGAGCUCAUUGCCCAGCCGUUGUCAGUGACAUUAGCGUCCCCCUUUUGAGCAUUGAGACACCAGAAGACAGUGCUUGUGAUGAUGAGGUUAUGUUCCGCGCAAAUGUUUUGGAAAAGUCUACUGCCGUUACAGCGCCCACUACGUGAUACCAUGGCACUUUCCGGUAGCCUGGUCAGAGCCGAAGCAUUCAUCGAAAUUCUCGAGACCAGUAGAUUUGUUCGCCUUCGGCAUAAAGGACGGGGAAGAAUUUAUUUGCGUCCUCACGAUGUGUCGCCCUCGGAGAGUAAAUGCUGACUGCGACGCCAAUUUUUUUUCGUAUGGAAGGCGAACCUCGUUGCUACGACUAUGCGAUGCAGCAAUCAAUUUCUUAACGGUGUUUCUUAACUGUCUUAGGACGUAGGCAGAAUGUUAUUACCGACGCAGACAAGGGAGACUGGAAUGUCCAUUUCUGGCUUAUUAGCCGUCGUCAGCCGGUCAUACCGAACCCCGAGGUGUGGACCACCUGGGGCUCGAACUCGUGACCUGUUAGUUAGAAGUCCAACGCCUGUAACCACUGGGAACGAGUGAGUUCCGUAAGAACGAUCGGUGAGCGCCUUAGGACGGUCGUUCCAGAAAAAAAAACGAUGUCCUGCCCCAACAUCAUUUAGCUGUCCUUCAUAGCAGCAAAUCUCCCGAAAGACGGUGAUAUCAGUCCUGUACCGGGACUCAUUCGCAACGGCCGGCGUUGUCGUCAAUUGUCGACGCUUGACCCCUGCGUUAUAUAAAAGCGAACGGACACAUCAGACUGACAGAGUGAGCGAUGAUGGUUAUUGGUUUUUUUUUAGUUUGUCGUCCACCCGCGGUCAGUUGUGCAAAGAGAUGAACGCCAGCAAUCACAGGACACCUUCCCUAACCGCACUCCGUGGACUUGUAAGCAGGGUCGCCCUCAGUAGGACUGCUUGGACACACAAAUUGCUGUUUACUUGGCGUAUGGCUCACUUUCUGUCUAAUUAGAUCUGGAGCCAUGUGGUAAUGAAAGGGUGGUCGCCUGUAUUCGGGAUGGUAGGCAUCGUACAAAACAUAAGCGAUACUUGGGUCGCGAUCGGUGAGCACCCCUCUACCAUUGUGCAUACCCGAUCGCAACCCACAGGACGACGAGCCUGUGGCUCAGUGGCCAGGACCUUGAACUUCUAACCAACAGGUCGCGGGAUCGAGCCCCAGGUGUUACACACUUCGGGAUUGGGUAUCGUUAGUUGAAAACGACUAAUAAACCAGAAAUGAUCAUUCCAGUCUUCCUUGUCCUUGUCGGUAAUGCUAUUCUGCCGAUACAUGGAUCCUCGACAAGACCCGACCCUAUUCAUCGACAGUGAAGCGUAUGUAAGCUCGACCUGUGUUAGGCGAAAUUGAUUAAUUUUGGUAUGCCAAACUUUAGUAUCUAGUAGUGCAUGUCUGUUCUAAAGGAGUACCUUUUCUGAGCCAGCCCUCCCCGACCUGCCACUUUUCGUUAACCCAUGCAUUACCUCUGUAAUGUUCCUAACCUGACAUCUUUGUGCAUCGUUGCCAAAACUCGCAGGCAUUUGAAAAUACCUUUACGCCGAAAUUAGUACUGUAUUCUUCCUUCCUGAGCACACCCUCUUAAUACAAGUCAAAGUUACCUGACAGGUCAUCACCCCAUCUGCUGAACUACACUGGCGUUUUUAUUUAAACUUGAAAGAAAAUUUCGUGUUUUCCCGAAUGACCAAAUCUAGAUGUCGGCACCGGUAUGUCACCUCGUGUACCUCAGUACUGCCCUCCUACCCCCACCAGUUCAAAUCAUGCAGUGAAGUCUGCUCCCUGUGCAUUGUCCAAGACCGGGAAUCUUGCUUUGUCUGACGCCAGGUGGGCUUUUGUUGGCCACUCGCCUUCGUUCGUUUUCGUAAUGUUGCUCUCGUCUGCUGGCCACUGUGCACACCCUCAGUUGCUUUUGUUAAUUUUAUAUCCCUUUGCCCGCCCCCCCCCCUCCCUGCCCUGUUAAAUAACUUGAACGCUCCCUGUGAGGCAUAUCACAGGAAUGCAAAUACACUGUUUUAACCGUUUCAGGCAAUCGAAAACCUCUCACCGAAGUAAGCAUGCUCUCCGCGAUCAUCAGCGUCAUCGCUCAAAGGAGAAUAGGCCACAACCGCCUCCUGUUCGAGUAUUUGACCCCGCAAACGUUUAUGCCAAAACGACGCCCACACUGAGAAAGGCGUCUGCUGUUCGCCGUGCCGACCCUGCAUCCGAUCGUCCCGUUCUACGCACUCGACUCCUACCUAACCGGACAAGGCACUUAGAUCGAGGACCUCUUGCUGCUAACAGACGCAAGGUUACCUGUUUAUGGCACUUCCUGCUUUUGACUUCACUCCAAGACAUGUUUUUUCCACAUUCUUUCAGUCUUUAGCCUCGUUUGUGCAUGGAAAUUCCAUGUCAACGGUACCAGUAGCUAUUUAGCAUGUUUUUAAAAUGGCACAAGACUCUUUGGCCUCUGAGCUUUGCUUACGCCGUCAUGCACUUGUAUCAUCACCCUGUGUGGGGUUGUCCUCUCCGAAGUUUACCUUCCCUCACUUUCGUUUGCUUCAGUCAUUCGAAGCCCGUUUUGGCUCGUUAAUUGCGCGAAACAAUUAUGCGCAUGCAGCGCAGAUGGUCGACAGACAUGUCUCCUCCGUGUCACAAUGUUUGUGUUUCUUGUCUUCUAAUAUGGCAGUCAGGUUCAGGUGGACAGGGUGAGGAUGUAAUAAGCCUGAAGCGGCCUGUUUCGAUGUGCCUGCAUCUCUGGUGACAACACCUGCUGUCAUACCUUGACCGGGUUCAGCCUAGGAGGUAAUGACCCACUCAUGACCUGCCAUGCUUCCGGAGCUUUUUCCUUGGAAGAACUGGAUUACGCUUAUUCCUGUAAGGCCAUAUUUCUGUCCCAACUUUUGAAGCAGCGAUAUCAGCUACCCAUCUUCAGGGAAGUGGGAAUCCUGUACGCAGCUCCCAGUCCGUGCCAUGUAGACUGCAUGCGCAUUUUGCUUGUGGUGUAGGUUGCCAAUACCGACUGUGGUUAGAAUCGAACCAUGCUCCACUGAGGUCUAUUUCGUCCCCGUCCCUGGUCGUGGCGGGGAUUUGUGGCUCUCACGGUCUCAAGCCUUAACUGCCGCUGGUCAGAUAGGGGGCAGGCGAGUUUAUGUGGCGACUUUUUGCACUUGUCCUGAUUAUUACCUCGGUCCACAGUCUCAACGGCAUCAAGGUCUAAUACUUGUCCCGUCUCCAUAUUGUAGAUUUCCUUCAUUGAAUUCUUGUCUAGCCUCCGAACGACCAGCCGAUUUUUAUUCAUUCUCUUUUGCAGCCGUCGACGGGUUUCUCUGAGGUGGUUGCCCUCUGAAACUGCACUAAAGUCGGUAGACAACAGUUGGCUUCUAGUGAAGAACGAGGCAUCUUCGCUGCAUCUCUUGCGGUGGUAUUUAUUAAGGUCUCCGGGUGACUCCUCGGAGUGUCCUGGCGGAACACGCCACGAUCCCGAAGAGCUUUUACUCACAUCAUGCCCCGUCAUGAUCCGGUUUAGUUGGCCCUUUUGAGCUCUUGGCGGCGCUUGAUCUCGUCUCGUUUGACGACUGUCAUACUGCAGAGAGCUUCCAGUCACCAGAAUGAUGUGUAUGCAGCUUUGUUUGUAUUGUAGUGCGCGGUUGUUGUAGGUUAAUAUUUACAGCUGUUUGCAGGUCCCCUGUAUACUAUAGUCGCCACCUGAUUAUCAGGUUGCCGGCAGACGAGUACAUUUGGAAACGGGUCUGUCCUCCGUUUCCUCAACCGGAGACAGCAGAUCCAGGAGGGUUGAGUUCAUUUUUCACGGCAGUCAAUUUUGCCUUGAUUGAUAAUGACAAAAGUGUCGCCAGCCUAUCACGCGCAAGAUUCUAAUUUUCCCCCAAACAGCCGUCAUUCGGAUUUUAAGGGACCACACCAAUAAUGGACCUGAAGGUUAGUACCUCCAUUAGGGUGCCCUUGACCUACUCAUUUGUUUCAUUGAUGGGUUGCCGAGAUUGCUGUAAGAAACUCAAAAACACAACUCAUCCCCUCCCGGUGUGUGCACCUCCCCUUUCGAAUCUAGUGCAGUUUGAGAACGCACUUUGAGCGUUUUUCUCGGGCCUAUAUUUUCUCGUCAAUUCACACACGUUGUCUUUUAAGCGUUCGUCAUCGUAGAGCUCGGACGCCCUGUCCGUACGCAUGUGUUUUAUGUCGUACCCACUAUUAAGUGGGCGGCGGAAGCUAGCACAGUUUGCUCGUUUUAUCCUGGUGACACUUCAGCCUCUGUUGUGUGAUAGGAUGCGAUGUUUUGUGGCCUUACCUGCCAUCUCCAUGCUAUGUAUAACUCGACGAGGCGGCUCAAACCCGUUCCUUCGAGUCAUUUUGUUCAUGCGGAUCGUACCAAGAGGCCGCUGCCUCUCUGUCAACCCACACCCUGAUGACACCCUACUUUAGCCUACGUUGAAUGCAGGUUUUGUACAGUUUGGGAAGGAUAAGGGGGGUUAGGCAUCCCGAGCUAAAACUGCUGGUGACGCCUGCUCGGUUGCCCCUGUUAGACGGUACUUGUGAAUAUAUUAGGAACACAUGUUUCGCCCCUGAUGUAGGUACGGCCGUAACGUGUGGUCCGGGUUGUGGAAUCGAAACACUGUACUCGGUACACAUAAGCUCUAUCGACCUCGCGAUAUGUUGUGUUUCGUUUGUGCUGUUGUUGAAUGGUGCCAGCACGCCUUUUUGUCAUUUCUCUUGCUCCCUCACCAGGUCAAAGUCUUAUCCGCAUUCUUGCGCGGGCAAUUCAUUGCUUUGUGUACUGUCUGUUCUUGUUAUAACUGUAAGACUACUAACUACGCUUCUGCGACCUUUUCUGUAUUUAACUUUUUUGGAUUUUUUUAUCCCUUCGAGUAGAGCAGCCGUUAUUAACCGGAUUUUGUUCCAGCCCAAUUUUAUAACUUUUGCGCCUGUCAGACUACUUUCAAAGUCUGCCCUUGUUAAUUUUUCGUAGGUGUUCGAAGUCCCUGUCGCUGCUGUCAGCAAUGAACCGACGCACAUCUUCAAGGUCUCCUCCGUUCUGAAACUUCUCCCUGCUUGGGAGCCCUGCUCGAACUCGGAAUAG